Molecule: messenger RNA, 1701 nt
Organism: Oldenlandia corymbosa var. corymbosa
Lineage: Eukaryota; Viridiplantae; Streptophyta; Magnoliopsida; Gentianales; Rubiaceae
Source: the annotation of a GenBank genome assembly
GCCAACUUCUACUUCACACUCACCAUUCAUCAACCAAACAAGCCAUUUUGGUUCCUUUUUCCUUCUUGUUUUUCCUUUUCCUUUGCAAGCUUUCUCAUUUUGAUUUCUGCUGCAGCAUGAGUAAUCAAAAAACUCUAGUUCAUCAUAAUGUCUACUUCAUGAUUUUUGGCAUUGUAUUGGUUUGGGGAACAUUAGUCAUUCCUCAAGUCGAGUGUCGGGCAUUCUUUGUGUUUGGAGAUUCAUUGGUUGAUAGUGGGAAUAACAACUACUUGGCUACAACUGCUCGUGCGGAUGCACCACCUUAUGGAGUUGAUUAUCCCACCCGCCGGGCGACUGGCCGCUUCUCAAAUGGCUAUAACAUUCCUGACCUUAUCAGUCAGCAAAUCGGAGCCUCAGAAUCACCACUGCCAUACUUGGAUCCAGCACUCAACGGACCUAGGCUUCUCGUCGGAGCCAAUUUCGCAUCUGCUGGAGUUGGAGUACUAAAUGACACCGGAAUCCAAUUUGUUAAUAUCAUCAGAAUCCCUUUGCAGUUGGAGUACUUCAGGCAAUAUCAGCAAAGAGUAAGUGCAUUAAUAGGACCUCAACAGGCAAAGCAGCUCGUGAGCAAUGCACUUGUUCUAAUGACAUUGGGAGGAAAUGAUUUUGUUAACAACUAUUAUCUGAUACCAAACUCUGCAAGAUCACGUCAGUAUGCCAUCCAAGACUAUGUUCCCUUUGUGAUCUCCGAGUACAGAAAGAUUUUACUGAAACUUUAUGACCUUGGUGCCCGUAGGGUCAUCGUGACUGGCACAGGACCACUGGGUUGUGUCCCCGCGGAACUGGCUCUGCACAGUAGAAAUGGCGAAUGCGCAACUGAACUGCAAAGAGCAGCAGGCCUAUUCAAUCCCCAGCUUGCUCAAAUGCUGAGUGAGUUAAACAGUAAAGUAGGGAGGGAUGUAUUCAUCGCAGCCAAUACACAACAAAUGCACUAUAAUUUCAUCAAUAAUCCUGGAGCAUUCGGUUUUGUAACAUCAAAGGUAGCAUGUUGUGGGCAAGGGCCUUACAAUGGGAUUGGCCUCUGCACAGGAUUUUCUAACUUGUGUCCUAGGAGAGACCUGUAUGCAUUUUGGGAUCCAUUCCAUCCAUCAGAAAGAGCAAACAGAUUGAUUGUGCAACAAAUGAUGAUAGGCUCAUCUGAAUACAUGAACCCCAUGAAUCUCAGCACCAUCCUGGCCAUGGACUCUAAUUAGACAUGUCUGAUCUAAAGCUCCAACGUCACUGUCUGGAUCCAUCUCUUUCAGUUUGUUUAAGAUCUGGCUUUUACCUUUCUAAGAAAUUCUUUAAUGUGAUUCAUUUGGUCACCAAAGAAGAACUGAUGGCCUGUAAACUAAGUUUUUCAGCUACCAUUGAACUGUAAUGUGUUUCAAUUGUAACAAAUUGUGUUCCUGCAAACUUAUCUAUAAGAUAGUGUUGGAUCUAUUCUAGAUGAAUUGAUAAAUAAAAACACUUUGGUUUUAUAAAGAGAUAGGAACUCCAUUCAAAUCCUUGUUACUCAAAUUAAAGAUUCUUCAUUCUGUUUUCAUUGAGAUUCUGAAUUUCUCAAGAUUCCUCUAUAAUUCAUUAUUAUUGCAUAUGAUUUUCCCCACUGCAAAGUUUGGAAACAAGAAGACAAGAAUCUACAUGAAGGUUUAAUAUCACGACCUUCGUGUACUGUUCAUU